Molecule: messenger RNA, 1298 nt
Organism: Clupea harengus (Atlantic herring)
Lineage: Eukaryota; Metazoa; Chordata; Actinopteri; Clupeiformes; Clupeidae
Exons: 10
Coding region: 333-1199 (288 amino acids)
Biological process (GO): protein deglycosylation
Cellular component (GO): cytoplasm
Molecular function (GO): N4-(beta-N-acetylglucosaminyl)-L-asparaginase activity
Source: RefSeq, a predicted model, not a curated record
CGGAGGUUAGACAUUUUUGCACGAAGAGGUGGAAAUCUGAACCGAAAGGGUCUGUGUCUUUUAUCUUUCAACACGUUUGUGAUAUUGCAAGGCAAUUAUUUGAUAUAUACACCUCCACUUUCACAAAGGGAAUAUUAAGAGACAGUCAAAUCAAUGCACUAUCUAGUAGGCCUAAAAUACAACAGUACUAAAGCUAUAGCCUAUCUUUGUACUUCUAAAAUGAAGACCUGAUAAGAGGUUGAGAAUAUAAUAGAAUGAAAUAACCACAGGACUAGGCCAAUACAUAGUGUGUGAUUAAAUGAUCAGCAUAUGCUUUUGAAUUUAGGGGUGUAAUGGCUGCAAUUGGGACGUGGGCUUUCUCCUACCCAGCUGUGGAGGAAAUGAAGGACUUGAUUUUGGCAGGUGAAAAUGCCACAGAUGUUGUAGAGAGAGCAAUGGCAGAGGUGGAAAACGACAGGGAGACAGGACAUCAUGUUGUGGGGCGAGGGGGGUUCCCAAACAGCAUGGGAGUGGUGGAAUGUGACGCUGCAAUAAUGGAGGGCAGUCCUGGAAGAUUUGGGGCCGUUGCAGCACUGAGAGGAGUUGGGGUGCCAUGUCGAGUGGCUCGUAAGGUGAUGGAGAGAAGCCCUCACAGUCUGCUGGUUGGAGAGGGGGCUCUGAAGUUCGCUGUGGAGCAGGGCUUUACAGUGGAGCCCAAUGACAAAAUGCUAAGCGACCGCUCAGCCUCUGCUUAUCAGGAAUUCCUUGAGAAGAAGAAAGGGGUCAGCGGUCAUGACACCUUAGGACUUAUAGCUCUGGACCUCAUGGGGAACAUAACAGUCGGGGUUUCCACAUCAGGUGUGCCCUUCAAGUCCCCUGGGAGAGUUGGGGACUCUCCACUGCCAGGUUGUGGCCUGUUUGCAGACCGCACAGUUGGGGCAGCAGCAGCCACUGGAGAUGGGGAUAAAAUAAUGUGCUACUGCCCGAGCUUCCAUGUGGUGCAGUUGAUGAAACAGGGAUCAACCCCCAGAGAAGCUUGCCAUACUGUCCUUGCUGACAUCAUGACAAAAACCAGUCAGGAAAAUUGCUUUGAGAUUGGACUGAUUGCUUUGAACAUGAAGGGAGAUGUGGGGACUGCUUCUUCUGUUGAGUUUCCAUACACAUUUUGGAAUCAGUCACAUGAGUCUGUGCAGAAAUGCACACAGUCAUCGCCUUCUUAAUGCAGAACCUGUUAUUAAAAGUUUUCCUCAUCAGUGGUUUUCUGUGUUUGUUAUGGUUGUAAAUGCUUCAUCCAUGAUUGUCACAUCCAACAAGCAGGC